Molecule: messenger RNA, 2064 nt
Organism: Drosophila willistoni
Lineage: Eukaryota; Metazoa; Arthropoda; Insecta; Diptera; Drosophilidae
Gene: GCS2beta
Product: glucosidase 2 subunit beta
Exons: 2
Coding region: 141-1799 (552 amino acids)
Biological process (GO): N-glycan processing
Cellular component (GO): glucosidase II complex
Molecular function (GO): protein binding
Source: RefSeq, a predicted model, not a curated record
UUUUUGCCCAUCUCUACGCCGGCAUUCGACAACGAAUGAAAUUCCUAGCAAAUUCCACGUAAUUAGAAACUGCCAAAAGCUGUCGAAGAAAACCUUACAGAGCAGGAAGAGACGUUUACAGUUAGGACCAAAAGUGAAAUAUGAUUCAAGUGCAAACAUUUUUAUUAGUAUUAUUAGCGUUAAUAGUUAAUCAAUGUUUAGCUGGAGAUGUCCCACGUCCGCGCGGAGUUUCGCUGGCAAUGGCGCCUUUGUAUCAGCCUCGCGGCGGAGAUAACUCCUGGACAUGCUUAGAUGGCAGUAGGACCAUCAAAUUUACACACAUCAAUGAUGAUUAUUGUGAUUGCGCCGAUGGUUCGGAUGAACCGGGCACAUCAGCCUGCGCCAAGGGCCAGUUCUAUUGUAUCAAUAAGGGUCAUCAGCCGAUGAUUAUUCCAAGCUCACGAGUGCAGGAUGGCAUAUGUGAUUGCUGCGAUGGCAGCGAUGAAUUGGAUGCACGUGGCUGCCCCAACACUUGUUCCGUAUUGGGAGCCGCAGCGGCUGCUCAGCGUAGACAGGACGCCGAACUCCAUAAGCGUGGUACCGAGAAACGCAAAGAGAUGAUUGCCCAAGGCAAUAAACUAAAGUUGGAACGUGAAGCACGUCGUGCCGAUUUGGAGAAACGAAUCUUGGAGCAGGAGCAACUUAAGUCGGAAAAGGAACAACUAAAACUCAAUGCAGAAGCACUUGAAAGCGAAGCCAUUGACACCUUCAAAGAGCAGCAACGAGAAUUGGACGCAGAGACGGCGCAUGCCGAGGAAGAGCCCCAGCAAAUGCGACAGGAAGCUUCGUUGAGUUUUGUGCGAUACGAUGCCAAUAAAGAUGGCUUUGUGGAGGUCACUGAACUAAUGGUUGACAUGAAUCUAGAUCGUGAUCGCAAUGGUGUGGUUACCGUGGAAGAAGCCAAAUACUUCCUGGAUGAACGUGAUCGUGUCGAUCUAGAUGCAUUUGUAACGUUGACUUGGCCACGUAUCAAACCACUAAAAAUGCUGGCCGAAGGUCUUUUCCAACCACCCCAAGCUCCUGAGGAGGAUGAGCACAUAGAGGCAACCACAGAAGGUGUUGCAAUUCCAACAACAGAGGAGCAAAGGGAGCCACAACCAAGCGAGGAACAUGCUGACCACGAGCCUGCCAUUGAUAGUGAUGAAGCCGAUGAGGAAGGUGACGAAGAUCAAUACGAUGACGAAGAGCCUGAUGUGGGUGUGGGUGAAGCUCAACCCGAUGCUGAAAAUGCUAGUCCGCCAGUCUAUGACCCCGAGACCCAGCGACUGAUCGAGCAGGCCAAUGAAGCGCGAAAUGCCUUUGAAGAAGUGGAUCGGACUAUACGUGAAAUUAAACAAGAGGUUAAGGAAAUUGAUGAGCAAAGCGGUAAGGAUUAUGGUUUACAUGAGGAGUGGGCGGUACUCGAUGGUGAAUGUCAUGCAUUCGAGGAUCGUGAAUAUAUUUACACUCUCUGUCCAUUUGAUCGAGCAUCCCAAAAGCCACGCAAUGGCGGUGCAGAAACCACAUUGGGUCGUUGGGAUCAAUGGAUUGGUGAGGGUAACAACAAAUAUUCCACUCAAAGGUAUGCCAAUGGCGCCGGUUGCUGGAAUGGACCGCAACGUUCAGCCAUUAUCCAUAUUACUUGUGCCCUGGAAUCACGAGUAACUGCCGUCAGUGAGCCAAAUCGGUGUGAAUAUUAUUUCGAAUUUGAAACUCCGGCUGCCUGUGAUAACGAAGCUUUCCAGCAAGCUCAGGAUGAGAAUUUGCACGACGAACUCUGAGAUCAUUCGGCACUCAAGAUUGUGGGGAUUGAGAAGUUUUGAUGUUUAUUCUUAGUCGUAAAAGAGAAUUGUUUAAAAUAAUUUCUAAUUUGUUUUUGAAAGUCGAGAUCAUUCCCUCACAUGUAUGUGGAAAGGAGCAGAAGAUUUUGUUGUUAAUAUAAUAACAGUGUAUGUAAAUUGCAUUUAAGCAACAACUAAAAUCAAGAAAUGAAAAAGAAUCAGUUUCAAUUUAAAUAAAGCGUAUUUAGUAUUUUUAAACAAAAAA